Messenger RNA from Lampris incognitus (smalleye Pacific opah), 2185 nucleotides. RefSeq names its product lectin, galactoside binding soluble 3a (gene lgals3a). Gene Ontology annotation, molecular function: carbohydrate binding; laminin binding; IgE binding. The transcript has 6 exons. Gene Ontology annotation, biological process: macrophage chemotaxis; negative regulation of endocytosis; neutrophil chemotaxis. Lineage: Eukaryota; Metazoa; Chordata; Actinopteri; Lampriformes; Lampridae. The record is from RefSeq and is a predicted model, not a curated record. Gene Ontology annotation, cellular component: immunological synapse; nucleus. Bases 199 to 1350 code for a protein of 383 amino acids.
UCCUCGCGAGGGGUUCGGUCUCCGGCCAGCCUCGGUUGCGCGAUCCCGGCCCGUCGCCGAAUGCUCCGGCAGCCAGAUUAGCGGCUACCGUUUCCCGCUGGCCGCCUCACCCGACCCAAAAAAAAACCCCAAAAAUUGGGAGAAACCGUCGUUGUUGCCCGCCGCCGUUUCGAAGGGAGGCCGUCGUCUGGAGAGAUCAUGGCGGAUUUCUCGCUGGCAGAUGCCAUAUUAGAUGACGUCCCAGGCCAGGCAAGCAAAAUAGGGACCACUAACCCAUCUGCCCCUGCAAACAACCCCCCUCCUGCUACAAACCCAGGAUGGCCUGGCUCGGCCCCUGGCGCCCCGGCCCAGCCCUCGGCUCCGGGUGACUUUCCUGGGGGAUCAUCUGGCCCGGGAGCACCAGGGCAGUUCCCUGGAGGGCAGGGUCCGUUUCCUUCCAGUCCCGGAGCUCCAGGGCAAUACCCCGGACCUCCUUCAGCACCUAGUGGUUUCCCACCAGGUCCUGGGAUACCAGGACAAUAUCCAUCUGGACCAGGGGCUCCAGGGCAGUUCCCAUCUGGCCCGGGAGCUCCCAGGCAGUUCCCGGGGCAGUACCCACCUGAAGGAGCUCCGGGACAGCUACCUGGAGCUCCUGUUCCCUACCCUUCUGGACCUUUUCCGUCUUGUCCUGGAGCACCCCCUGGGCCCUACCCUAAUGUGCCUUUCCCAGGGGGUCCACCUGGAGGGAAUGGGAUGUAUGGACCUGGUGGCCCAGGCACCUUUCCCCAUGAAGCUGGUCCAGGCUCAUUCCCUGGAUUUGCUGGUGGAGCCUUCCCUCCAGUUCCCGCUGGAUCAUGGGGCCCACCUGGGGGUGGAGGUUUUCCUCCUGCCCCUGCACCUGCCCCUGGACCCUUUGGCCCUGGGCCCAUGGGACCAUAUGGUGGACCUUCGGCUCCAGGAGGCAUGCUGAUGGUGCCCUACGAUCUGCCACUCCAUGCUGGAAUCAUGCCCCGGCUUCUGAUCACUAUAGUUGGGGAGCCUGUCCCCGGGAGUGACAGGUUCAACGUUGACUUCAUCAAAGGCACAGACGUCGUCUUUCACUUCAACCCGCGGUUUCACGAGCAAACCAUUGUCCGAAAUUCCAAUUUGGGCGGACACUGGGGACCAGAGGAACGGGAAGGAGGGUUCCCCUUCGUUCAGGGUCGUCGUUUCGAGCUCAAGAUCCUGGUGGAGGAGGAUAUGUUUAAGGUUGCUGUGGAUGGCACCCACCUGCUGGAAUACGAGCACAGAGUCGGUGGGCUGGAGCAGGUCAACCUGGUCCGCGUGGUUGGAGACCUCACCCUCUACAGCGCCGCCCCAAGCAUGAUCUAAACCUUCUGACCCAUGUCACAUGGUGUGAUGGGAAGCCUGGGUCAAACUUGACCCACCGUAUUUGAAAUCCUUUCAAAUACUGUGACGCAAUUUGGAGGAACUUGUGAGGCACAUAACCAGCCGAGUCAUACCAAUCUGUCCACCUGGCACUUGUUGAUCGAAGCACAAAUUGACCCAGGUUUGAUACAUUAUACCAGGCAAAGUCAUUUGUAGCUACUAAAAAGCGCAGUGUAUUUUAUGACAAUGAUAUCUGUAAAGUAGCCACUGAGUUGAAAUGUACCUUAAGCCGUUAUUUCAAAUGUUUUACGGCAAUACUAAUUUAUACCCAGUGGAAAGACUGCAGGCCAAGAAGGAAAGUGUUGUAUCGCAAAGAUUUUCUUUUUCUAAUUGAAUGCUGCAUUUACUUUAUUUUGUUUUUGUAUGCGAUACACAUUUACGGUGUCGAUGCAUGGGAGUAUGAUGCUGAAAAUCAUUGUAUAUUCUAUCUCAUUGCUUGACGACCCCUGGAAUUUGAACCAUCGCUUUGCUGACCUUCCAAUAUACACUAUUUUAUUUUUUUUUAGGUCCGGUUCAUUUGUACAAUUAUUUAUGUAUCAAGUUUGAAUCUUAACUUUCUUCAGUAUUAUUCCUUUGCCUCAGUCUUUUGACCGGAGGCUCAAGUCAUGUUUUACUAAAUACGAUUUAAUGAUGAAAUCACAUCUAAACCUAAAUUACACGAUUAGGACUGAAAUGUCCAUGCUGGAACGGGGAGAGUAGAGGACUUAUAAGUUGUUGCCAAAGACAUAACAGUGGUACAGUAUUUUGAGAAUAUAUGCUUAUGAAUAAAGGAAAGAAA